Molecule: messenger RNA, 402 nt
Organism: Plasmopara halstedii
Lineage: Eukaryota; Oomycota; Peronosporomycetes; Peronosporales; Peronosporaceae
Product: Intraflagellar transport protein 20
Exons: 4
Coding region: 1-402 (133 amino acids)
Source: RefSeq, a predicted model, not a curated record
AUGAGCCGAGGGGACAACCAGCUUCCAAGCAUUUGCUUUGACGAUGAUCACCAUCUCCGUGUACUUAAUAAAGAAAACAUUGAGCAUACGCAAGAGCUUGAGCAGGAGAGCAAUCAGUUUGCGACAAAACUCGAAGAAUUUCAUGCCAUAAUCAAGGGCGUACUUGAGGUAAUGGAAGGUCAAGCUAAGCGCAUUGAGCGUGGAAAGCUGAAGGCCAUUGGCCAACGCAACCGUGUCGACAGCGAAGUAGAAAAUCGGAAUCGUCAGAAGCAGAUGCUGGAGUUGCUUAUUAAGGAAAAGAAGACCGAGCUUGAGCGGUACAACUUACAGUAUCAGUCGCUCACGAAGAUAGCAGAUGAGCAACAACUGCUCAUGGACAAGCUUAGUAACAAUGAAGCGUAG